Perognathus longimembris pacificus (Pacific pocket mouse) is the source of this 948-nucleotide messenger RNA. RefSeq names its product olfactory receptor 7A10-like. Gene Ontology annotation, biological process: G protein-coupled receptor signaling pathway. Lineage: Eukaryota; Metazoa; Chordata; Mammalia; Rodentia; Heteromyidae. Gene Ontology annotation, molecular function: G protein-coupled receptor activity; olfactory receptor activity. Gene Ontology annotation, cellular component: membrane. The record is from RefSeq and is a predicted model, not a curated record. The transcript has a single exon. Bases 1 to 948 code for a protein of 315 amino acids.
AUGGGAUCAGAGAAUUACACACACAUUUCAGAGUUUGUACUACUAGGAAUUUCAGAAGAUCCAAGAUUGCAGCCCCUCCUCUACGGGCUCUUCCUGUCCAUAUACCUGAUCACUGUGCUCGGGAAUCUGCUCAUCAUCCUGGCCACUGUCUCUGACCCCCGUCUGCACACACCCAUGUACUUCUUCCUCACUAACCUGUCCUUCGUGGACAUCUGCUUCACCUCCACCACCGUCCCCAAGAUGCUGGUAAACAUUCAGACCCACAGCCGGGCCAUCAGCUAUGCAGACUGCAUUGCCCAGAUGUAUUUUUUCAUUUUCUUUAUAGACUUGGACAUUUUUCUGCUGACAGUGAUGGCCUAUGACCGCUUCGUGGCUAUCUGUCACCCUCUGCACUACACAGUCAUCAUGAGCCCCCGGCUCUGUGUGUGGCUGGUUCUCAUCUUCUGGGUCAUAAAUGUCCUGUAUUCUAUGUUGCAGAGCCUCAUGGUGCUUCGACUUUCCUUCUGUACUCACAUAGAGAUUCCCCACUUUUUCUGUGAGCUGAACCAGGUGGUCCACAGUGCCUGUUCCGACACCUUCCUUAAUGAUGUGCUGAUGUACUUUGCCACUUUCCUACUGGUUUGCUGUCCCCUCUCUGGCAUCCUUUGUUCUUACUCUAAGAUUGUGGCCACCAUCUGUAAAAUCUCAUCGGCCCAGGGCAAGUACAAGGCCUUUUCCACCUGUGCAUCUCACCUCUCCGUGGUCUCCUUGUUUUAUGGCACACUCCUGGGUGUGUACCUCAGCUCUGCAGUGACCCAAAACCCAUACUCGACAGCCACAGCCUCGGUGAUGUACACGGUGGUCACCCCCAUGCUGAACCCCUUCAUCUACAGCCUGAGGAACCAAGACCUCAAGAAGGCGCUGAAAAGACUUUUUGAUAUGAAAUCUCUAAAGGACCAACUUCACUGA